AUGGUCAAUAUCGCUAAGCCUGGACCUGGGAUCUAUUCUGCUACUUAUAGUAAUGUCCCUGUGUAUGAGUAUUUGUUCGGAGAGGCUCUCAAGGAACAUGUAAUGCGAAGACGACAUGAUGAUUGGAUUAAUGCGACACAUAUAUUAAAAGCAGCUGGAUUCGAUAAACCUGCUAGAACGAGAAUUCUCGAAAGAGAGGUUCAAAAGGAAGAACAUGAGAAGAUACAAGGUGGAUAUGGAAAAUAUCAAGGUACUUGGGUUCCUCUCGAGAAAGGUCAAGCUUUGGCGCAAAGAAACAAUAUCUAUGAGAAACUUCGUGCGAUUUUCGAAUAUACCCCUGGUGAACUCAGUCCUCCUCCAGCACCAAAGCAUGCGACAAAUAAGCCAAAGGUUAAGAAACCAGCGGUGCCUAAAUGGGGAGCAAUGCCAAUUCAACAAGCUGCAGUAGCUCGUCAAGUCGAAGAAAAAUACGAGAAUAUCAGCACUCAAGUAAAUGACGAGGAAAUUGUCCCAGAUGAUGUCACAGUUGCUUCCGCUUCUUAUAUCGCCGAAUCUGAUCGAUUCGAUAUGUCGCAACCACCUACCGGUCAUCGAAAGCGCAAAAGAGAUCGUGAGAGGGAUGAUCUUCAACAAGAAGAUGCUGUGGACAUUCGAGCACAAGCUCAUCUUAUGUGGGCAGACGAACUUCUAGAUUACUUCAUGGCACCUCCCACCGAUGCGAAUUCGAUGGACAGAAGGCCGGAACCGCCGGUAAAUUUCGAACCCGACUUCAUUAUUGAUACAGAUGGUCAUACCGGUUUACAUUGGGCUGCAUCAAUAGGUGAUGUCGAUAUUUUGAAGCAAUUGAAGAGAUUUGGAGCAAACCUUGUCUGUCGAAAUAGCCGUCAAGAAACACCCCUGAUACGAUCAGUUCUUUUCACGAAUUCCUAUGACAAGCAAAACUUUCCCCUGAUCGUCAAGGAAUUGAUCAAUACUGCGCAUGAAGUCGAUUCAUGUGGAGCUACAGUCCUUCAUCAUGCAGCGGCGACAACUAAUAUGAAACAAAAGUUCAGAUGCGCUCAAUACUAUCUGGAUGUUCUUCUAGAAAAGCUUAUUGAAAUCUUUCACCCAGACGAGGUUCAAAGAUUGCUGGAUGCCCGAGAUAUUAAUGGAAAUACAGCAAUUCAUAUCGCUGCCAAGAACAAAGCAAGAAAGUGUGUACGAGCUUUAAUGGGUCGUGGUGCUGCAACAGAUAUUCCAAAUGAUAUUGGCGAAACAGCCGAAGAAAUAAUCCAAGAUUUAAACGCCUCUCGCAGAUCCGAAAGACAUCAACAAGCCGCAUCCUCUUCACCUUUUGCUCCAGACUCUACCCGCCAUAUUUCUCAUUACGAUGCUCUUGAAGAAGAAAACUCACGAGGCGUAGCGCAUAUCUCCGAAGCUGCAAUCAGUCUUAAGAACAAUGCGGAACCGGUUCUACUAGAGAGAUUACAUGCGUUAGCAUGUAGUUUCGAUGAGGAAUUGGCGGAAAAAGAAAAUGCCGAGGCGGAUAGUAAGAGGAUUUUAGAAGGGGUAAGGAUGGAAUUGGCGGGAGUGCGAGAACAGGCUAGAUUGCUAGUUGAGGAAGAAGAGGGUGAGGAAAAUGUUAUUGCGGCAAAGGCGCAUCUGGUGGGUUUGCAAGAGAGAGUUCAAAGUUUGGUAGAGAGACAACAACAACUUCUUUUGCUUUCACGCACAAAACAUGAAGGUUCGGUAAUCAACGGUCAUGGAGGUGGAAAAGUUAAUGGCAUUGGAAAUAGUAUUGGAGAAGAAGGAGAAGAUGAGAGAAUCCAAUUAGCGCAACAAUUACACGAAGAAACACAGAGAAGAAAGGGAUUGGUGGGAGAAUAUAUUGGAGCGCUGGGCGUAGCUGGUGGUGGGGAUGAAGGAGAAUUGUAUAAGAGGGUUAUUGUGAAGGAUUUGGGAAUGUAUGAGGGUAAGGGGGGAUUGAGUGAUGAGGGUUUGGAUGCAUUAAUUGCGAAUUUGGAAGAAGAGAGGGGGGGUGUGGGUUUGGAGAGGGAGGUCGGUGAUGAAUUAUAG
Sclerotinia borealis F-4128 is the source of this 2055-nucleotide messenger RNA. Lineage: Eukaryota; Fungi; Ascomycota; Leotiomycetes; Helotiales; Sclerotiniaceae. The record is from the annotation of a GenBank genome assembly.